This is a messenger RNA of Gymnodraco acuticeps, 1449 nucleotides long. RefSeq names its product galactokinase 1 (gene galk1). The transcript has 8 exons. Gene Ontology annotation, cellular component: cytosol; cytoplasm. Gene Ontology annotation, molecular function: galactokinase activity; ATP binding. The record is from RefSeq and is a predicted model, not a curated record. Gene Ontology annotation, biological process: galactose metabolic process; carbohydrate phosphorylation. Bases 154 to 1335 code for a protein of 393 amino acids. Lineage: Eukaryota; Metazoa; Chordata; Actinopteri; Perciformes; Bathydraconidae.
AGCACCUGACAUGUCAGAAGAUCCUCACAUUCUCAUGCAUAUAUCUCAGCCACUUUCUGAGCUUUUAACUUCAGAAAAUACUCUUUGUGUCUGUCCUGCGCAUGUCUCAUUGAUUUAAGUAGUUUCUACCCAGUGUCAGAAGUGUCCGGCUCCAUGGCCGGUUCUGUCCCCACUGUGUCGGAGCUGUUCGCGGCGGCUCGGCGGCGGUACGAGCAGCUGUUCGGGGGGGAUGCUCCGCUCAUAGCGGUCUGUGCCCCGGGGAGGGUGAACCUGAUCGGAGAGCACACCGACUACAACCAGGGCUUCGUGCUGCCGAUGGCGCUGCCCCUGGUGACUGUGGUUGUAGGGAGUCAAACCUGUGGCCGGGAUGUUACCGUGGUAACAGCGACUGAGGAUGCUGAUGAGCCCCACAGAGUGGACUUCAGCCUGCCUGCUGAUGGAGCCCCGCUGGCUCCAGGAUUACCCCGCUGGGCCAACUAUGUGAAGGGUGUCAUCGAGCAUUACAGGGCUCCUCCUGUCACGGGGUUCAGGGCGGUGAUAGCCAGCAGUGUCCCCAUGGGGGGGGGGCUGUCCAGCUCUGCCUCUCUGGAGGUGGCAUUCUACACAUUCCUGCAGCAACUUCAGCCAGAUGACGGAGACAAGGUUUCCAAAGCGGUGGCCUGUCAGCAGGCAGAGCACUCUCACGCUGGAGUCCCGUGCGGCAUCAUGGAUCAGUUUGUGUCUGUUCUGGGCAGGGAGGGCCACGCCCUGCUCAUCGACUGCAGGUCCCUGGAGGCCACCCCCGUCCCUCUGGCAGACCCAGGCCUGAUCAUUCUCAUCACUAACUCCAACGUGAAGCACUCUCUGAGCGGCAGUGAGUACCCCCUGAGGCGCCGGCGCUGUGAGGAGGCCGCCUCCGCCAUGGGGAAGAGCAGUCUCAGAGACGCCACCAUGAAGGACCUGGAGGAGGCCAGCGACAGAAUGGAUGAGGUCACCGUCCGCAGAGCGCGUCAUGUGAUUGAGGAGAUAGAGAGGACGGUCCAGGCUGCUGAGGCUCUGAGGAGAGGAGAAUACAAAGAGUUCGGCAGGCUGAUGGUGGAGAGCCACAACUCACUGAGAGACCUAUAUGAGGUGAGCUGCAGGGAGCUGGAUGAGCUGGUGUCUGCCGCCCUGGAGGUGGAGGGGGUGUACGGCAGCCGGAUGACGGGCGGAGGGUUUGGAGGAUGCACCGUGACCCUGCUGCAGGCCGGCGCCAUCGACAGGACUAUACUGCACAUACAGGAGCGAUACAGUGGAACCCCGACUUUCUACGUCACAACUCCUUCAGAGGGAGCUCGGGUCCUCAGUCUGCCCUGACCUGUAUUAACACAUCUCUGACUCAUUCCUUUUUCAUAGGAAUAUAUACAGCAUUUCAUAUUUGGUUUUUCUUCUCAAUUAUCUCUAUUAAAAGUGCCUUCACAGUAAAGCAUU